AUGGUAGCCACCCCAACCGAAACAGAGUUAUUGGAUAAGGAUACACAAAUCAACACGUUAAAUGCUCUCUUGCCAGUUUUGGGUGAAUUUGCAUCUACCGUAAUGGCAUUUUCACCACCAGCUGGAACUAUUCUUACUACAGCAAUAGGAAUCAUCCAUGUAGCUUCCAUGCUGAUGUAUAAUGAUCCAGAAGAGGGAAAGGACAAUAGUGCUAUUUCAAAUGUCAAUUUCAUGCAAUGUCAUGAAAAAUUGAUGGAACAAGUUCAAAAAUCCGAAGAAAAUAUUAUUCAAAAAACUGCUGAUUACAUUGACAGUGCUGUUGUGGAGUUGAAGUCUGAUGCAAUGAUGACUGAAAUGUUAAAUUCAUUGACAUAUAUACGAAAAAAAUCGAAUGAUAAUAGGGAAGAGGUUUUGGAUAAUAGUAUAGUUGGAGAUCAAAAAGAUUCAAUAAUGAAGGAAAUGCGUGAUCCCAACAGUGUUUACAGGGAUCAUUUGCAUUUUUUCAUUCCAACAUUUAUAAAACGUAAUAUAAGUUUGGCAGUGCAUACAAAUACCGAAAUGUUUGAUUAUAUUUUGCAAAAGAACACAUUAUUGGCCAAGAAAAAUGAAGACAGUCACACCGACUCAUUGCACAGCAAAAUUUUCAAGACCUACUUAGUUAUUGCUAAAAUUUUAUCUGACGGUUAUGUUUUACCAAUUGCUGCUCAAGCAAUUCAAUACCAACAAGAAAUUGCUGCACAAAAAUACCAAGUUGCCAAAUCAACCAAGAAAAGUACCUUAAAACUUAUGAAACAAUACGAGAACGAUAUGAAGGCACUUAUUGAUGAAACUAAAGAAUGUUUAGAAAAAGCAUCUCGUGAAAUCCGCAAUACUGGAAAUUUCUUAAUUGAAAAUAAAAAAACAACUGAAGCCUUAUCAUUUGCCAAAGUGUUGUUUAAAUUCUUUUCAAUUGGCCAAAAUGGAUGUAAUGAAAAGGAGGGUCCAUUGAAAUUUAGUGAUUACGAAGUAGUUGAUAAUUGCAAGCCUUACUCAGAUUAUGUUGAACCAAACUCUCAAUUGACUCUUGCAUCAGAUUCUAAUGAUUCUGAAAAACCCUACAAAUAUAUUAACUACAUUGCACCUAACGGAUUUGAAGGUGUAUUGGGACAUAAGGUCGAUGGUGAACUAGUUGAAGAACCAUUAUCAUCAGAUGGAAAUUGCCCAACAUUGUUUUGUAAUGGUUAUAAAAAGAACGCAGUUUCAGUUUGCUUACAACGUCUACGAGCUGAACCUGGAAAUGUCAUCACUGGAUACCGUUUCACAGUUUCUGAUGAUGGUGUUCUUUGUUACGAUAUUCAAGAAGCCAAAUUUAUAGACACUUUGACAGUUGAUGCCAGUACAGUUAAAUGGACAUCACCACAACCCGGCGGACGAACUGUACCAUUGACCGCGAAAAUAAAUAAAAUCCAAACUGGUGACUUUUCGGUUGACAAAGGUCAAUUCGUGACAGAAAUUCAAAUUAAACAAGGAAAUCGAUAUGAUCGAACAUCAGACACUUUAUAUGUCUGUGUUGGAGGUUCAAAUGAAAGAGGAAACUGGAACAGUUUUACUGAUUGUGACAUUUCCCCGAUUCCAGCAUCAAAUGAAAUUCAACUUGAUGGUGAUGAUCCAGCACAAGGUCCAUCAAAUAAUUUGAUCAAAUUACCCCCAGUUCCAGGACAACGUAGCUUUAUUAAAUUGCAACCAUCUAAUUUCAAAAAGGAUUUGGGUCAAACUUCAUGUCCAUUGAUUGAUAUUAGACCAGUUGUAUCGAAUCCCCCUUCACCAAUGUCCGGUUUUGGAUUGUAUAUUGAAGCUGCAGAAGGAUCUUGUGGUAUUCUUGCAGCAAAAUUAAUAUCACCAGACUUGAGCGAUAUGGCUGAUAUUAAUCAAAUUAAACUUGCCACUGAUGCAACAAAGAGUGCUUAGUAAAAAAACAAAAAUAUUAUUAAAAUAUUAAGCCACUUUGGCAAAUGUUUUCCUUUUGAAAAUAAAGUAAUUGUAAAA
Messenger RNA from Episyrphus balteatus (marmalade hoverfly), 2025 nucleotides. RefSeq lists its product as uncharacterized. The coding region runs from base 1 to 1947 and encodes 648 amino acids. The transcript is spliced from 8 exons. Lineage: Eukaryota; Metazoa; Arthropoda; Insecta; Diptera; Syrphidae. The record is from RefSeq and is a predicted model, not a curated record.